CACACAUAAUGCUCUCUCUCUCGCUCUCUGUCUGUCUCUCUCUCUCCCUCUUUCUCUCUCUUUCUCAGUCAGUGUGAUCAAUUUUUCGACUUCCUCCUUUUAGAGUGGCUAGGCUGAAUACCAGAACACAGGAUAUGCUUCGCAGUUCUCUCAGUUUCACAGCGGCAGCGGCAGCAGCAGCAGCAGCAACCACCGAGAGGACGACACGCUCUGCAGUCAAGAUGAGUGCUGGGGAUGUGGUCUGCACCGGCUGGCUCAUCAAAUCCCCCCCGGAGAAGAAAUUAAAGAGAUUUGUGUGGAGGAAACGCUGGUUUGUGCUUCGGAGAGGUCGCAUGAGCGGCAAUCCUGAUGUGCUGGAGUACUACCAGAGUAAUAACUCCAAAAAGCCGAUCCGCACCAUCGACCUGAGAGAGUGUGAGGUCGAAAUGCUGAACGGGCAGCUCAGGAUAAAGCGAGACUUCCAUGGGAAGCACCUCUUUGUGGUCAAGACCUCAUUUCGGGUUUUUUACCUGGUGGCCAAAACCGAGGAGGAGAUGAACAGCUGGAUCAGUAGCAUCAGUCGAAUUUGCCAGUUUGGGAGCCUGGAGGAUGCAGAGAGCUCAGAAGAAGGCUUUCCUCACACCCCCACAUCAAUACAUCCGUCUCCCGACAGCUCGGACCGAGUGUCUGUGUCAAGCCAGACGGAUUCCAGUCACCCGCUGGACUACCUCUUGCUCUCACAGUGCGAGACGGGGAGUGUAAGCACCAGUCGACAUGACAGCUUUUCAAACUCUGAGAUCUCUCUGGAGCAGAAGUCCUCAGACGACACCGUCAAGGACGUCGUCCCCUCCCCUCUGUACACCAAUUCCUCUUCAUCCUCCAUCUUCCAUGGCAGCCCCAGUCCGUCUCUUCUCGUCCAUGGAAGGUCGACUAACCCCCCUUUCAGCGCUCCGUGCAUCUCCAUGGCUCUGCCGUCAUCCUCUUCCUCUCCGUCACGUCACGGUGUCGCAAGUGUCUUCAAGUUUGACAAACCUUAUUCUUCCGCGUCGUGCGAGGCAACGUGUGACAGGCAAACGCCUCCUCCGCUGCCACCCAAGUCGAAUUACCUGUCGGAGCAGCUCACCGAUGAUGGAGCUCACAGGCUGAAGGCAACGAGCGCACAGCAUUUCUCAAACCACACUGCUUUUCUCCCCCGGAGGACCUCUUUGUCAAGUCUGGAUCAUUUCAGAAUAGCAAAUGCCGAUAGCAGAGCGAUGAGCAACAGGAGGCGGAGUCUUAAUCUGCCUUGUUCAAAUGCCACGCGAGAUCAAAGCUACCAGGAUGAGUCAUAUGUCCCGAUGGCUUCCCCGACCUCCUCUGUUGCCACCACUGCAUGUGACGGCUACAUCCCCAUGAGCCCCAGGGCGUACAGCUUCCCCAAUGCAAACUGCAACGCUGAGUCCUCCACCACUCUCGGUUUGACGUGUCAACCUGGAGGAGUUCCGCCGCCUCCAGUUCACCGGCAUCUCAAGCCUCGCCUGAGAAGAGCUCGACCUCCACCUCUUGACUUGAGAGGCCUCUCUACAAUCACAGAGUGCCCCACUCAUCUUCCCUUGAACAGAGCAAUGACCGAAUCCUGCUUUUCAGUGAACUGUUCGCCCCUUGAAAUGAGACUUGAGAAUGGGGACAAUCUAAGAGAUGAAGACACAAACUCCACUGCAAUGGAGUCCAGGCAACAUUUCUGUCUCCCCUUUGAUGGAGCGGCUCAGCCUUGGCUGAGAAGCUCAAACCUUGACUAUUUGUCACUGGAUUUCAAUUCUGCAUCCCCCUCUCCUGUACAGAAGCAGAAGCCCUUUCUGUCCGAUGAGCACAGAGUAGAUUACGUGCAGGUGGACGAGAAGAAGACUCAGGCGCUGCAAAGCACAAAGAUGGAGUGGACAGAUGUCCGGCAGUCAAAAACAUAACGGAACAUACAUGCUGGAAAUAAAUCAGGAACACUUGGUUUAAAUGAGACCAACAAUAACACCAGCGAGGAGGACCGGAAAACUAAUUGAAACGCACUUUGAAAUAAAAGUACAAGAGUUGGUAAGCAGUUUGAUGCUUGUAUAUGGGGUGAAAACACACAAUUGCACUGAAAAAAACAUUUUCUCUCAGUAGAUCAAUAUUGUAAAUAAUACCAGAUUUUGCACUGUAACUAUUCUUACUGUAGCAUUCAUUACCUAAUAUCACAUUUUGAAAAGGGCAUACAUUUUCUUCACUUUAAAUAAACACUUGCUGUAAAUGUAAAUAUGUAAAUGUAAUUAAGACAAAUAUUUUAUUGAUGACAUGUUUUGAAGCUUUCUGCUCCUCCUGUGACCCAUAUUGACAAUGUGUUUCACUUGUUUUGGUGCUGUGAUUACUCCAAGAGCUGUUGGAUAAAAGUCAUAGACAUUGUUUCCUGGACAUACCAACAAACCUUCUUGAGGCUUGAAAAUGUUAUCUUUGGUUCUACUGAUUUUGAGAGGGAUGAGAGAUGAACCGUUUGCACUCUUUCUCCUGCAGGCGUGGAGGAAACGCUGGUUUGCGCUGCGAAGCUAAAUAUCACAUCCAUCAUUAAAAAUUGAAUGUAGGCAAACCAUCAUUAUCGUUUGUCGUGAACAAUGUCAACGUUUUUCUAAGACAUUAUUAAUGUAUUGUGUUUUGGUUAUUUAUUUUAAUUAUAUAAUGUCUUUUUUGUCAUGUCUUCCCCAGGCAUUUUCUAAUGUCUAUGCGCUGUUGUAAGUAUAAAUAAAGUUUAUAUGUUUUCUAAAUAAUAAUAUCAACUCAGUUAAGACG
Pseudoliparis swirei is the source of this 2772-nucleotide messenger RNA. It is a transcript of the gene gab3, whose product is annotated as GRB2 associated binding protein 3. The transcript has 10 exons. Lineage: Eukaryota; Metazoa; Chordata; Actinopteri; Perciformes; Liparidae. Bases 135 to 1922 code for a protein of 595 amino acids. The record is from RefSeq and is a predicted model, not a curated record.